Messenger RNA from Rhineura floridana, 6070 nucleotides. Its product is annotated as zinc finger protein 91-like. The transcript has 2 exons. The record is from RefSeq and is a predicted model, not a curated record. NCBI's taxonomy places the organism in Eukaryota, Metazoa, Chordata, Lepidosauria, Squamata, Rhineuridae. Bases 58 to 2421 code for a protein of 787 amino acids. Gene Ontology annotation, biological process: regulation of transcription by RNA polymerase II. Gene Ontology annotation, molecular function: DNA-binding transcription factor activity; RNA polymerase II cis-regulatory region sequence-specific DNA binding.
CUCUCUGCGAGAAAGGGAGGCUGGAAGCGCCGGAGGAGCCCCUCUUCGUGCGCAGCGAUGUUGGCCAGCGGGGUUGCGCAGGGGGAGCCUGGAGACAAAGGCUACAUCUGGGGAGUCAAGGCUGAGGGGGAACCAUCAGAAGUAUCACUGGAAAAAGCUGAGGAGCAGAUGCAGGAGCAGAAACUGAAGAGUCAAGAUGGAGCAAAGAGACAAGAGGAGCGACAGAUGCACACAGGGUACAAACCUCAUAAAUGCUUGGAGUGUGGAAAAAGCUUCAGUCGGAGUGACAGCCUUACUUCACAUCAAAGAACUCACACAGGAGAGAAACCUUAUAAAUGCUUUGAGUGUGGAAAGAGCUUCAGUGACAGUAGUGCCUUUAGUAAACAUAGAAGAACUCACACAGGGGACAAACCUUAUAAAUGCUUGGAGUGUGGAAAGAGCUUCAUUCAGAGUGGCAGCCUCACUUCACACCACAGAACACACACGGGAGAAAAACCUCAUAAAUGCUUGGAGUGUGGAAAAAGCUUCAGUCGGAGUACCACCCUUACUUCGCAUCAAAGAACUCACACAUGGGACAAACCUUAUGAAUGCUUGGAAUGUGGAAAGAGCUUCAGUCAGAGUAGCAGCCUUACUUCGCAUCAAAGAACUCACACAGGGGACAAACCUUAUGAAUGCUUGGAGUGUGGAAAGUGCUUCAGUGACAGUAGUGCCUUUAGUAAACAUAGAAAAACUCACACAGGGGACAAACCUUAUGAAUGCUUGGAGUGUGGAAAGAGUUUCAUUCAGAGUGGCAGCCUUACUUCACAUCACAGAACUCACACAGGGGACAAACCUUAUGAAUGCUUGGAGUGUGGAAAGAGCUUCAGUCAGAGUAGCCACCUUAUUUUGCAUCAAAGAACUCACACAGGGGACAAACCUUAUGAAUGCUUGGAGUGUGGAAAGAGCUUCAGUGACAGUAGUGCCUUUAGUAAACAUAGAAGAACUCACACAGGGGACAAACCUUAUAACUGCUUGGAGUGUGGAAAGAGCUUCAGUCAGAGUACCCACCUUAUUUUGCAUCAAAGAACUCACACAGGGAACAAACCUUAUGAAUGCUUGGAGUGUGGAAAGAGCUUCAGUGACAGUAGUGCCUUUAGUAAACAUAGAACAACUCACACAGGGGACAAACCUUAUAAAUGCUUGGAGUGUGGAAAGAGCUUCAGUCAGAGUAGCACCCUUACUUCGCAUCAAAGAACUCACACGGGAGACAAACCUUAUAAAUGCUUGGAGUGUGGAAAGAGCUUCAGUCGGAGUACCACCCUUACUUCGCAUCAAAGAACUCACACGGGAGACAAACCUUAUAAAUGCUUGGAAUGUGGAAAGAGCUUCAGUCACAGUAGCACCCUUACUUCACAUCAAAGGUCUCACACAGGGGAAAAACCUCAUAAAUGCUUCGAAUGUGGAAAGAGCUUCAGUCGGAGUGACAGCCUUACUUCGCAUCAAAGAACUCACACGGGAGACAAACCUUAUAAAUGCUUUGAGUGUGGAAAGGGCUUCAGUCAGGGUGGAAACCUUACUUUGCAUCAAAGAAGUCACACAGGGGACAAACCUUAUAAAUGUCUGGAGUGUGGAAAGACCUUCAGGUGGAGUAGUAACCUUACUGCGCAUCAAAGAACUCACACAGGGGACAAACUUUAUGAAUGCUUGGAUUGUGGAAAGAGCUUCAGUGACAGUAGUGCCUUUAGUAAACAUAGAAGAACUCACACAGGGGACAAACCUUAUGAAUGCUUGGAAUGUGGAAACAGCUUCAGUCAGGGUGGAAACCUUACUUUGCAUCAAAGAAGUCACACAGGGGACAAACCUUAUAAAUGCCUGGAGUGUGGAAAGACCUUCAAUCGGGGUGACCAACUUACUUCGCAUCACAGAUCUCACACAGAGGACAAACCUUAUAAAUGCUUGGAGUGUGGAAAGAGCUUCAGUCAGAGUAGCCACCUUAUUUUGCAUCAAAGAACUCACACAGGGGACAAACCUUAUGAAUGCUUGGAGUGUGGAAAGAGCUUCAGUGACAGUAGUGCCUUUAGUAAACAUAGAAGAACUCACACAGGGGACAAACCUUAUGAAUGCUUGGCGUGUGGAAAGAGCUUCAGUCAGAGUACCACCCUUACUGUGCAUCAAAGAACUCACACGGGAGACAAACCUUAUAAAUACUUGGAGUGUGGAAAGAGCUUCACUCAGAGUACCACCCUUACUUCGCAUCAAAGAACUCACACAGGGGACAAACCUUAUAAAUGUUUGGAGUGUGGAAAGACCUUCAGUCAGAGUGACAGCCUUACUUCGCAUCAAAGAACUCACAUGGAAGACAAACCUUAUAAAUGCCUGGAGUGUGGAAAGACCUUCAGUCGGGGUGAUCAACUUACUUCUCAUCACAGAUCUCACACAUAGGACAAACCUAAUAAAUGUCUGGAGUGUGGAAAGACCUUCAGGUGGAGUAGCUCUUUUACACAACAUCAAAGAACUCAGAAGGGACCAAUGUUAUCGAUGCUUGGAGUGUGGAAAGAGAUUCAGUCAGAGUAGGUACCUUACUUCUCAUCAAAGAAGUGUUACGAUUGCUUGGCUAACCCCAUUUUGGUUCAAGUGGAACCCAGGAGGUGCAAGGCCAGGAACUAUAACUCCCACCCCCACCUCUCACACCCCUGCCCCGCUGGUAUGGCUGGUUAUGAGUUCCACAGGUGUUGUGCGAAGAACAACAAGGGCAGCAUUAAGAAACAGAAUUAACCAAAAGCUACGGCAUAAAUGUUUUCUUCUUUGGCAGACUUCCCUCACUCACCGUACAAUCCUCCAUUGUUCAUUGUAAGGAGCCUUAGUUUUUCAGGGUCAGUAAGAAACUCUCAUGCAGGCACACACACACGCAAAAAAUCAGCAGAUUCCCAGUCCCCUCCUUUGCAGGAGGGGGAGAGUGGAAAAAGUUUUUUAAAAAUGAGGCUUGAAUCUAGAGAGAUAAGGAGAAGGGGGGCCAGAGAGAUCAGAGCUCCAACCUGUGUGCUACGCUCUCAAGGAAUGCAUGGAGGGACUGCAGGGACAGAACCGGGGAGACUCUGGGUCUUGGUGCAAACCCUGGAGACCAAGAGAUUCCUUCCUGGUUUUGGAUCAGAGCUCUUCCACAUAGCUUCAGCUGUAUUCAGCCGCCCAUUCAGGGCCUAGGAGAGGUAAUCAUUCCUACUUUUAAUAGGAAUAGGGUCCUUUAAUCUCUUUAGUUUAAAGUUAUGAAUGGGUUAGGAUAUCAAUGAUUAAUGCUGCCACGCACCCAAGUAAUUCUGUAACGCUGUUCUACUCUUUUUCUCAAUAAAAUCAAGCUUUGCUUUAGUCUGGUUUGGACCUGCAUUUCUUGGGUUAAAUAUAUAUAUACGCACCAUUUAGGCACACUUCAGGGCAAAGCGCUUGUUCUUACCCCUAGCAAGAGAUCCCCCUCCUCUCAAGGAGGUGUGUUUCAUGGGACAGGUAGGUGGCAAGUUCACACACUCUGGUUCCCAAGAGCAAAUGUAAGAGCAAAUAUAAGAGCAAAGGGUUGCAGGAAAUAAAGUAACGUCUGAACAGUCUUGCAAUCCAGGGAAACAGGUAGCCAAGUUCUGAAUGUGUCUGGAAUGGGUGUGAUUUCCUUUUCCUUGAUUAUUAUCCUUUGCUGUCUCUUGGUUUAAAAUAAGUGGGGAAAUGUCCUUUAAAUGCUGUGGUAAUUUAGAGGUUAAGGUAUAGGAAUUCCCUGGCACAUUGUUAUCUCUCUCCUCUUCUGUCCCUGGCAACAAAGCUUUGGCAAACAGUGGCAGCAAUUGUGGCACUGUGUUUGGCCAAAGUUGAUACUGGAUAGAGAAGGUUAACCCAGGAGUGGCCAGAAGCCAGCACCUUUUAAACUGACUGAGGGGGGAAACCCGACAGGAGCUGAGAAAGGUCCGGUUCGGAAUAAACCUCCCGCCUGGGAUAAAAACCAAAGAAAUGAUGAAAUUUUAAAAGAGGUAGCCCUAGAAGUAGGCAUUGUGAGAGCAGGGGCACAGGAUAUAAAUUCAGAAGAGCAAAAUUACCACAGGCCAAACCACAAGUGCCAAAGACACUUGAAGAGAGACACUGCUUACAAGUGCCUGUACGCUAAUGCUAGGAGCCUCCGAACCAAGAUGGGAGAAAUGGAGUGUUUGGUCUUAGAGAAGAGCAUUGAUAUAGUGAGCAUAACGGAGACCUGGUGGAAUGGAGAAAACCAGUGGGAUACGGUUAUCCCUGGAUAUAAACUAUAUCGGAAGGACAGGGAAGGACGUAUUGGUGGCGGAGUCGCUCUAUACAUGAAAGAAGGCAUUGAAUCCAGCAAGCUCAAAACCCAAAAAAAGGCGGACUCCUCCACAGAAUCGUUGUGGGUGGUGAUACCAUGCCCCUGGAGGGACUUAAUACUGGGAACGAUCUAUCGUCCCCCUGAUCAAAAUGCUCAGGGAGACCUUGAGAUGAGAUAUGAAAUUGAGGAAGCAUCCAAACUAGGAAAUGUGGUAGUAAUGGGUGACUUCAACUACCCGGACAUAGACUGGCCGCAUAUGUGUUCCAGUCAUGACAAAGAAGCAAAGUGUCUAGGUAUUCUAAAUGACUAUUCCCUAGACCAGUUGGUCAUGGAACCGACCAGAGGGAUGGCAACCCUGGACUUAAUCCUCAGUGGGGACCGGUGCGAGAUGUAAGUGUUGUUGAACCGAUUGGGAGCAGUGACCACAGUGCUAUUAAAUUAAACAUACAUGUAACUGGCCAAUUGCCAAGAAAAUCCAACACGGUCACAUUUGACUUCAAAAGAGGAAACUUCACAAAAAUGAGGGGAUUGGUAAAAACAAAGCUGAAAAACAAAGUCCAGAGGGCCACAUCCCUUGAAAAUGCUUGGAAGUUGUUUAAAAACACUAUAUUAGAAACUCAACUGGAGUGCAUACCGCAGAUCAGAAAAGGUACCGCCAGGGCCAAGAAGAUGCCAGCAUGGUUGAGCAAAGUCAUGGAAGCUCUUAGAGGCAAAAAGUCUUCCUUCAGAAAAUGGAAGUCUUGUCCGAAUGAAGAAAAUAAAAAAGAACACAAACUCUGGCAAAAAAAAUGCAAGAAGACAAUAAGGGAUGCUAAAAAAUAAUUUGAGGAGCACAUUGCUAAGAACAUAAAAACCAACAACAAAAAAUUCUAUCAAUACAUUCAAAGCAGGAGACCAUCUAGGGAGACGAUUGGACCCUUGGAUGAUAAGGGAGUCAAAGGUGUACUAAAGAACGAUAAGGAGAUUGCAGAGAAGCUAAGUGAAUUCUUUGCAUCUGUCUUCACAGUGGAAGAUAUGGGGCAGAUCCCUGAACCUGAACUAACAUUUGCAGGAAGGGAUUCUGAGGAACUGAGACAAAUAGUGGUAACGAGAGAGGAAGUUCUAAGCUUAAUGGACAAUAUAAAAACUGACAAAUCACCGGGCCCGGAUGGCAUCCACCCGAGAGUUCUCAAAGAACUCAAAUGUGAAAUUGCUGAUCUACUAACUAAAAUAUGUAACUUGUCCCUUGGUUCCUCCUCCGUGCCUGAGGACUGGAAAGUGGCAAAUGUAACGCCAAUCUUCAAAAAGGGAUCUAGAGGGGAUCCCGGAAAUUACAGGCCAGUUAGCUUAACUUCUGUCCCUGGAAAACUGGUAGAAAGUAUUAUUAAAGCUAGAUUAACUAAGCACAUAGAAGAACAAGCCUUGCUGAAGCAGAGCCAGCUUCUGAGGAAGGUUAGCAGUCAUGGAAUAAGAGAGGUCCUCUUGUGGAUAAGGAAUUGGUUAAGAAGCAGAAAGCAGAGAGUAGGAAUAAACUGACAGUUCUCCCAAUGGAGGGCUGUAGAAAGUGGAGUCCCUCAAGGAUCGGUAUUGGGACCUGUACUUUUCAACUUGUUCAUUUAUGACCUAUAAUUAGGAGUGAGCAGUGAAGUGGCCAAGUUUGCUGACGACACUAAAUUGUUCAGGGUUGUUAAAACAAAAAGGGAUUGGGAAGAGCUCCAAAAAGACCUCUCCAAACUGAGUGAAUGGGCGGAAAAAUGGCAAAUGCAAUUCAAUAUAAACAAGUGUAAAAUUAUGCAUAUU